Cynoglossus semilaevis (tongue sole) is the source of this 4028-nucleotide messenger RNA. RefSeq names its product sodium- and chloride-dependent GABA transporter 3-like. Gene Ontology annotation, biological process: amino acid transport; nitrogen compound transport; sodium ion transmembrane transport. The record is from RefSeq and is a predicted model, not a curated record. The transcript is spliced from 15 exons. Gene Ontology annotation, molecular function: gamma-aminobutyric acid:sodium:chloride symporter activity. Gene Ontology annotation, cellular component: plasma membrane; cell projection. Bases 1202 to 3010 code for a protein of 602 amino acids. NCBI's taxonomy places the organism in Eukaryota, Metazoa, Chordata, Actinopteri, Pleuronectiformes, Cynoglossidae.
UCUUUUAUUAAUCCAGCUUUUAUUAAUCCAGCUAAAUUUGCAAUUAGUGAAAAAGUCUAGUUAAUUUGUAAACAUUAAAAAAUUAUUCUGUUUUUUUAAAUGAAACAUUCAAACCUUCGUUUUCGUCUUUACAGUAUCGGAAACGUAAAUGAGUGAGACGUCACGUGAAUUAGAAAUGAGAGGAUAUUAUUUAUGAAGCAUAUUCUUUACAUACAGAAAAAAAAAAUCUUUUAUAUCAGUGUGAAGAAAACCAUUUCACACACAAACCCACAUGGAACAGGAAGUUACCCCAAACACAGUAUUUAAAAAACAAAACAAAAACCAGAUAUUGUACAAGAAUAAUUUGUUUGUUUACUCCCCGUGUGUCCACAUCUGAUUUAUCUGUCUUUAGUGGAGCAUUAAAAACUAUUUAAUCACUUUAAGGUGUAAGGUAGCUGAAAUGAAAUGAGAGUUAACUUUUGAACUUUUGAACAGCCAUUAUAAUAAAGUGAGGUGGAGGUGAUAGGUACGGAAAGAAGGUGGGCUUGACUGAGUAAAUACCCCCCUCAGGGCUUUAACAAACUCUCGGUGUCAAUCUGUUUCAAUAAUCCUCCUUGAUGAAGAGGUGGAACGUCUUCAAGGAACUAAACCAGUUGAGUUGUAACUGCCUCAGAUCUGUUAAUUGCACAUGUGGAAUGUGACACCUUGACAGACAGUAAUUCUACUAUAACCACACCUUAUUGCCGGGUAACAUCAAAGCUCAGUGUCCCCUUGGAAUUCACAAGGCUGGAGGUUUGAUGGCGCCAGUAAACAGUUCAAUUCGGUGUCUGUAGUGUAACGUUCAAAAACGGAGCAGAGCAGCUGCCGUUGUAGCACUCUGUCUCAGAGAGUGAAGGUCGUGACCUUCAAGGUGAGAGUACAGGAUGUUCUGUCGGGUCUUCUGGCUUCUCAUCCUUGUCAACAAUAGUUUCUAAAUGACUCACUGUAGCAGUAACACAGUUAGCACGUGUGAAGGAUAAUAGCUCAGAAUUGAGCAAAAAGUCCAAUUAAACCCCCCUGUCCUGCAGCGAGCACGUGGUGAAGGGAUCUCUAAUACACCCCAGUACUGCGCACAUUCUCGACAUACUGCACUAAAUGAUAGCAGUAACCUUUUUUUACACAGUCGCAGGACUUGCUGGACUGCUGUGUGUGUGUGUGUGUGUGUGUGUGCGUGGGUGCACUGAUGUUACUCAGCGUGGAACCGAGCAGAACGACAGACAUGGAGAACAAAGUGGAGAAGAGAGAACAAUGGAGAAAGAAGAGGGAAUAUAUCUUAGCCUCAGCGGGAAACGUGGUGGGUUUUGGCAACGUGUGGAGAUUUCCUUACCUGUGCUAUAAGAACGGAGGAGGCGUCUUCCUCGUGCCGUACCUUUUCUUUGCCAUAAUGUUGGGUAUUCCCAUGUUCCUGCUGGAAACUCUGAUUGGCCAGUACACACAGGAGGGCGCCAUCUCCUGCUGGACCAAGAUAUGUCCUCUAGCCAAAGGAACAGGCUACGCCAUCAUUGUGAUCCAGCUGUACUCCAGGAUCUACAUCAUGAUCUUGGCCUGGUCCCUCCUUUAUCUGCUCUACUGUUUCAGGAGCACUCUACCGUGGGCCUCCUGUGACAACCCCUGGAACACAGACAGAUGUUUCGACCUCAGCCCUGCAAACUGGACAGAAAUACACGCUAGUAACCAGACCUUCAACCUGACGUCUGUACCACUCACCAGGUCUUCAGCCUCAGAGUUCUGGGAGAGAGGGGUUCUGUCCAUGUCCUCAGGGAUACAUGAGCUCGGGUCAGUCAACUGGCAGCUGCUGCUAUGUCUGCUGGCCUCCUGGACCGCCUGUUACUUCUGCGUCUGGAAAGGCGUUCGCUCCACAGGGAAGGCGGUGUACGUCACCGCGGUGUUUCCUUACAUCAUGCUGGCCAUCCUGCUGAUCAGAGGGUUGACGCUGCCAGGAGCCUGGCAGGGCGUAGUCUUCUACCUGUAUCCAGAUCCUUCUCGCCUGGCCGACGUUACGGUGUGGAUGGAAGCCUGUGCCCAGGUCGUCUUCUCCUAUGGCAUUGCUUCAGGGACUUUAAUCACGAUGGGCAGCUACAACAAAUUCAAAAACAACUGUUACAAGGAUAGCCUGUGGUUGUGUGCACUCAACAGUGGGACCAGCUUCGUCGCCGGCUUCGCCGUCUUCUCAACCCUGGGUUUCAUGGCGAAGACCCAGGGAAUCCCCAUCAACAUGGUGGUCGACUCAGGACCAGGCCUGGCCUUCAUUGCCUUUCCUCAGGCUGUGGCCAUGAUGCCUGUGCCUCAGUUGUGGGCUGUCUGCUUCUUCAUCAUGCUCAUUAUGUUGGGCCUGGAUACAGUGUUUUCAGGUUUGGAGACGAUAACGUCGGCGGUGAUCGACUUGUUCCCGGGAAUACUGCGCCGACCCGGACGCAGAGAAAUUUUCCUCGUCAUCUUCUGCUCUCUGUUCUUCCUCAUACAGAUCGUUUUCACAUGUCAGGGUGGAGUCUAUCACUUCCAGCUGAUUGACUACUACGGUGCCAAUGGAGCCUGUAUUUUAUUUGUGUCUCUGGUUCAGUGUGUGGCUGCUGGGUGGGCUUUUGGCUCCGACAGGCUGUGUGACGCCCUGGCAGAGAUGACGGGUCAGAGGCCGUUUGUCCUGUUCAGACUGUGCUGGCGUUUCAUCACUCCCAUCAUCUGCCUGGUUUGUUUCAUCUGCUUUUUCCUGGACUCUCAGACCUUGAAAAUUGGUGACUACUUGUACCCACAGUGGGCGUACUAUGCGGGCUGGGCUAUGGCUCUCUCCUCUCCAAUACUCAUACCCAUCUGGGCUGUGACCAAGAUCUGCCUCACUGAAGGCUCCAUCAGACAGCGUCUGUCCAACCUGUGGCGUCCACCUGCAGACUCAGCCGAUCCUGCGAGGGAUGACCUGGAGAUCCAGGUGAAAUCAACGUCAUUUCCUGACUCAGCUAACAUCCUGUUGGACCCCUACCACAAGACAACAGUGUGAAAUGCAUUUUACGGUAUAUAUUCUCUUAUUUGUUGGCAGCAGAGUUUUUAUUUUUUUAGAUUUUUCUACUUUACAUCAAAUGUGGUCGUUGGUUUGAUUAUUUUUCAUUUAUUUUCAUUGGGGUUGGGCAUAAAAGAGAUUAAACUCCAAUUUAUUUUUUUCAAAUGUGGUUUUAUUCUGGGAAGUGUUCUGGGAGGAAUCUGAAUGACCGGGAGGGAAAGGAACAAGAUAUAAAGCAGUUUAAAACCAGGGGAAAUGAGAGAAGAGGCCGGUGGAUUUGGAGGUCAAGGGUUAAAUCCUGGGUGUGUGCUCCUGGGUAGAAGAGAGGAGGAAAAAUGGGAAUCCACAUAUGUUUUUGGUUUGCAUUAAAGCUUGGGUGUAGGUAACUCGUAAUGAACUAUCAGUGGGCGGAGCUACGGCUGUGUAGGUUGUGAGUGAGUCGAACGAAACCGUAUCCUAUUUCACAGUUAAUUCAACUCUAAACAGGAAUUUCUGGUAAACGAACCAAAUCCUGUCUAUAAUGGUUGUUCACACCAGAAAGUAAAUAAACCUUUUGGAAGUAUUUGAUUUUAACUCUUUUCAAAGCCUUUUUUUUUAGUUUUUAUUGCCGUCAGUUGCCACCUAAUAGUUCUGUCUGCUGCAGAAUAGAAAAAAAGAAGAUGUGAAAUAAAUCAAAGUUUCUACGUCAACUAAAUGUAACUGGGUAAUUCUCCAUUGUCCAUCUGUCGAUCUCUCACGCCACACAAAUGUGAAAGAUUUUUCCCAAGAUUUUUUCCUAAAAAGGAUUUGGAGUUGGAAUGGAAAACGGGCAAGAAGUGAGAUGUAAACAGACGGUGGGAGGAGAUGAGAGUUGGUUUGACAAAGAGCAGACGCAGCAUUUGUUUGCUCUCUAUAAGGACUGGCUUCAGCUUCAGUUUACAACACACUGUGUGUGACUCUGCAGCGCUGCACAAAACACAUUCACCUCUACGGAGUGUGAGUGUGUUUGUGUGUGUGUGAGAGAGAGAGUGUAUCCAAC